AUGUCCAAGUCGCGUCGCGUGGCCUUCUCGGGCGCCGAGGUGAUCGAAUACAACGCAGCAGUGGCCCCCGUCGUCAAAUUCUGCGGUGCUUUGGGCUGUGCACGUGGCUCGUCAUUGACGCUCGAGUGUGAGGCGAGAGGUCUCGAAGUCUCCGAUGAGCGCUUAACCUUUCAGUACGUCGAAGAACUGCAGCGUUUCUUGCGCUCUCGAGGCUUCGAACCAAUGAGCGACGACCUAAAGGAACUGCAGAUCCAGCGCCAAGUCGUGGAACUGCUUCUGGCUUGGACUGCACUCGAACACAAGGCGAAUUGGCCAAUGGCCGCGGAUGUGCUGGACCCGGCAACUUUACAACGCGCGCAACUGGAAAAGAAGCAACUCGAGGGCCGAGUGGACGAUGGCUACGCGUUCGGACGUCGGUUCUUCUCUGUGUCUACGUACGUUGAGAUUCUGAGCAGUGAGGAGCUACUGGCUGUGGCUAAGGAGAGAAAAAUGGAGCUACCCAUGCUGGAUGAGAAACAGCGGGCACGCGUCAAGGCGCUGGAUAGAGAACUCCUGGGACUCUAUGGUACAGCAGAGGGACGACCACUGAGAUCAUUGACAAUGAGGCAGUUGGUGACUGAAGCUGAAGGGCGAGGGAUGCUCGGACCUGGGGGUGAGAAGGCGAGGGACAUCAAGGACAAGAAAAGCAAGCGAGCGUGGGUGGAUCUGCUCCGACCGCUGAUGGUGGCCGAAGUGCGAGCCUCUAAAAUCCGUGAACAGCAAGAAGAAAUGCUGCGAAAGAAGUUGGCGCAGGAAUUGGAACGGGAGAAGGAAGAAGAACAGAAGCAGCGUGUCGUAGAGUUAAUUCAGGCUAUCGUGAAGCGGUCUGAGGGCUCUGCUUGUGCAGAGCCCGAGGAUGACGACGCAACAAUGAGCCAAGAGAGUAACCCAAAGGUUGACAAGACACGCAGCGUGCUGGCCACUACGUCAGGCUGUGUCUCGGCUCUUGGAGGAGGAAGGUCAUCCCCACACAUGACCACGUCGAGAGGCCCAGGAGUCAAAAUGUCUUCGCUACACCGUCGUCAAUCAGCGUUGAACCUGCCGCCUCAAACAGCCAGUGAUGCAGACGCAAGCGCCGUUAGCCUCGAGAUUCAACCCGCUCUUUCCUUUACUGACGUUCAAGACGAUGAAAACGCGUCACAAGGAGAACGGUCGCCCACGUGUCGGAGUUCCCGGGAUAAACGAAGCAAAGCAACGCGAACUGGCAGACAAUUCUCGCUAGAAACAAGCCCAGAACUCUACGAGACUCAACAAGGGUCAGACACACUACGCAGUCGCCAUGGAUCUCGAACCAGCACCGCUAGGCAUCUACGAACGCUUUCGCGAGACUUUGUGCUGCACUCGCUGCCCACUUCGUCUGUUCGACACGAGAGUUUAACCAGCCUCAAGGAUCAAUUCCUCAAGAUUAAAGAACGCUUCUCCCCGUCAGUCUCGCCGCUUCACAGUACAGCUUCGGUGACGCCUUCUGGCUUGGCCCUACAAGAUCUGACAGCUACAAUUAAUAAUGGAGUAUCGACUGCUGGCCACGUAUUAUUACCAGACCAGCGUGAACUCGCCAGCCGAGAAGAUGGAAGCUGGGAGCUCCCGCAGGCGCGGGUGGAGCGCUGGUAUCGCGAGGAUGAUUUUUUCAAAGCUUGUAUCACGUGUUGGACGAUGGAGGCUGGGGCUGCCAUCGUGUCGAAGGUCGCUCGGGUCGUCUCGGAAUGGGCAGCAGAUACUUCGAGCUGCUCUCCUCCUAUUACUGGAAGUGCCAACUCUAUCAAUCCGGACGUGUCGUUGCAGUGGAUUGGUCGACAGCUCUGGGCUGUGACUGUGUCAUUACCUCUCACACGCUCGGGAGAGCUUCACUCGGAGCAUAUCACACUUGCACAUCGGAUUAACCAGGCUGUAGCGGAAGUAUCCAAACAAACCAGCACCCGAUUGACUACUUCGCCCGUAGCUUGUCAACCUUCUCAUGAGACGUUGAACGAGAAUGGUGACAUGGAAAACACAGAGUCGAGUUCACUACAGCCACCACAUUCACCUAUCCAACUCGGUAGGGACGAUGAAGAAGACUCAGCCCUGGAUAAGGUUAACUCGAGUCCGUUUAGCACUCUAGCGGUAGAAGAUAUUGAGAUUCUACGGCUUCAACAAGCACAAAUGGCCGGCAAAAUGGGUGACAAUGACGACGAUACUGCAUGUGUUGACAGAAGAGACGAUGAUGACUCAACGGAACAGGGUCAAGACGACAAUGACGAAGAGGAAGAGGACACGAGCGAGCAAGUAGCAGCACUGCCUCUGUCGUGGUCGAUGCUUUCUCUAUCAUCGCAGCCUUCUGGGUCAUCGGAGCAUGCGUCGCUGCAAGGCGAGUUCACUCUCACGGACGACGACAGCUUUACAGAUCCAGCUGCUCACCUCGCUCCGGAGAAAACUGGUUGGCUCAAAAAGAAAAAGCGUAAACAGCAUGGACUCGGCAGCUCCUGGCAGCCUCGCUACUUUGAGCUUAAAGGGAAUCGACUGUAUUAUUUCUCUAGUGAAGCGGAUGGACUCCCACGAGGUGCAGUACUCUUGGAUCACGCACUUGUGCAGCGAGGUCGAGGUGACCACGCUAUGGCCUUCAGUAUCUCGAGUGCCAGCUCUCAUCGUCGACUGCAAGUACUCAAAUUCUCGGCUAGACUCACUCAUCAAGUUCGUCCACGGAAAUCAAUCGAGUUGCGCGUCGUCGAGGAGACGGAAGCUGCUGUUAGUACAUGGAUUGCAGCACUCAAUCGUGCGUCAUUUUACUGCAAACUUGCAUCAGCGACAGCUGGGUCUUCGUCGACGUUACCAGCUCAUUCUUCGUCGUCCUUUGGUCCCUUUUCAAUCCCCGACAAGAAACGUAAAACUCCGUUCUAUCGCUUCCGUUCUCCGACCGCCACAAAAGCAACUCUCGCGUCAUGUUCGUUCUCCGUCAAAAAGGAGCAAACAGACGUGGAAAAUGCCGACACGGAACAACUUCGGACUGCUACAGCGCGCUGGACCGCGUCGUACCAGCAAGUGGGAAGCGUGCAGUACUUGCGGGAGACUGAUCCUUUAUUAUGGGAGAUCCAUCCUCCAGAGCAGAUCGCUAUCCGCAAAAAAGCAGCUCGAGCACGAACACGUAGCGACUAUCUGGCUAUUUUUUCGCGUCAUUCAGAGACCUUUUCGCAAAUCUUCUUGCCCAGGCCUCAACCAAUUUCUCUCGAACAGACGCUGCGUGACAUCCUUCCCGAGUUAUUUCUCAUCAAUGACACGCUUUACGGUGGUGGAGAACAGCAGCAGCAAGCAGCUGAACAGAGCAGUAGCGACUUCGCGGGACAGCCACUGCAGAGUCGUGGACUUGAGCAUAUUUUCGAGGUGCUCGACGCUCACAUCCAACGGUUUGCAGCUGCCCCGGAAGAGCGUGUACGUGCGGUAAGUGCAUUAUUGCAGGCUUGUGCACGCACUAUCAGCGGCGGUGACUCGUACUUUGUGGUACAUCGACUACUUGGCAACCCGAAUUUGAUCAUUAGGCCAGCCGAAGCUCGAGGAAGACCAAUCGAAAUCGACGUGUCUCCUGACCGUCCGAGCCGCUUUCUAAUUACCGUGUUUAGUGCCUUUUCCUUCCAUUUACUGGAUGAUGUGGAGCGCUUUGGUGACUCAAACGACGCUACUGGAGGUGGAAUGACUCCUGCUCCUUUGCUGCGAGUUCGUACUCGGCAUAUCCAGGAAUUUGAAUUUGCUGGUGGCGCGUCCACUCGCUGGUUGAAGAUCGAUGUUGAAGGUCGAAAAGAAGACGGAAGCCCCGCUGGGAGCGUCGGUGGAGGGGGAACUAUAGGACGAUGGGGGAGUCGUCGGCAUUCUCAUGAAGGCACUGACUCUCGAAUUGGGGCAUUGCUGGAUGCACUAUCUUGA
Molecule: messenger RNA, 3930 nt
Organism: Phytophthora infestans T30-4
Lineage: Eukaryota; Oomycota; Peronosporomycetes; Peronosporales; Peronosporaceae
Exons: 3
Coding region: 1-3930 (1309 amino acids)
Biological process (GO): retrograde transport, endosome to Golgi; receptor recycling; endosome organization
Cellular component (GO): early endosome; recycling endosome; trans-Golgi network
Source: RefSeq, a predicted model, not a curated record